AUGUGUGAAAAUUUAAGCCCGGAUCGCAUAAGAUGCGAGGCAUGCCGAACCAUUAACCUAGCAAAACAUAUAAACCAUCCGAAACCAGACAUGCAAAUUUAUGAUAAAUGCAGUCCAAUACAGAAAAUAGAAUGUUCUCGUGUUACGGAACUGCCUUUACAUCCAACAUGUAUUAAAGUUUGCACCAAGGAAGAAUACAACUUAAGAAAAAGUGGCAAGAAGCCAGUAUUGCCAAAAAUGCCGUAUGCACAUGGCAAACUAAUGUACGCUGUCAAAGCUGGUAUCCUGGUAGGUGCUGUUUACUUUACGCAUACACAAGGAAUAUGGGGCGACCAACAAGACGUAACAGAAUGCAUUCGACGUUGGCAGGAAUACAUACGCAGCAUCAACACUAGGCGUCCGCCCACUUUUGAUCAGUGCGGUAACGUCAUAAGAAAAGAAUGUUCUGAGAGUCUACUGGCACCAUUGUACGCCAUGUACAAAAGUUUCGUUACGACAUGUUUUUCAGGUGUCGUUAAAGUACCUUUGAUAAUCAAAUGUGCAUACAUCGAUUAUCUUAAAGCUCUCGAAAGAAGGCAGGCUGAACUGGAUAAAGAACGAAAAAUUAAGAAAAAAUCGGGUUGA
Molecule: messenger RNA, 624 nt
Organism: Nymphalis io (European peacock)
Lineage: Eukaryota; Metazoa; Arthropoda; Insecta; Lepidoptera; Nymphalidae
Exons: 5
Coding region: 1-624 (207 amino acids)
Source: RefSeq, a predicted model, not a curated record